CAUAAUGUAUAUAGCUAUGCAAAGGUGGAGAAGAUUCCUGGUGGCGCUAUUGAAGAUUCCUGUGUGCUGAAAGGUGUUAUGCUCAACAAGGACGUAACACAUCCCAAAAUGCGYCGGUACAUUGAGAAUCCACGCAUCGUACUGCUGGAUUGCUCACUUGAAUACAAAAAGGGCGAGAGCCAAACCAAUGUUGAAAUCAUUGGCGAGCAGGACUUUACUCGCAUGCUGCAAAUCGAAGAAGAGUUUGUGCAGCGCGUCUGUGCUGAUAUUAUUGCCGUAAAACCGGAUCUGGUAUUCACUGAAAAGGGUGUCUCUGAUCUGGCACAGCAUUAUCUGCUUAAGGCGGGCAUCACUGCCAUUCGACGUCUACGCAAGACGGACAAUUUGCGCAUUGCUCGCGCCUGCGGUGCUACCAUUGUGAACCGUACUGAGGAGCUGACAGAGAAGGAUGUGGGCACUGGUGCCGGACUAUUCGAGAUAAAGAAAAUUGGUGACGAGUACUUCACAUUUGUCACUCAGUGCAAGGAUCCUAAGGCCUGCACCAUACUGCUGCGCGGUGCCAGCAAAGACAUUCUCAACGAAACGGAGCGCAAUCUGCAGGAUGCCCUUCAUGUGGCACGCAAUCUAGUGCUUGAACCACGUUUGGUGGCCGGUGGCGGUGCUGUCGAAAUGGCAGCAUCUCAGCUACUAACCCGUAAGCAGGUGAAAGGACCCUACACUGCCGUGGCGCGUGCUUUGGAGAUUAUACCACGCACACUGGCCCAGAAUUGCGGUGCCAAUACUAUUCGCGCCUUGACCGCUCUGCGUGCCAAGCACGCCUCUCACACCGGAGACGGAGUCUGUGCCUGGGGCAUUGAUGGCGAGUCCGGUGAGAUUGUCGACAUGAAUGAGAAGAACAUUUGGGAGCCGCUUGCCGUCAAACUGCAGACCUACAAGACGGCAGUGGAGACGGCUAUUCUGCUGCUGCGCAUAGAUGACAUUGUAUCUGGAUCGAAGAAGCGUGGCGGCAACGAACCGACCAAUCCAGCAGCCAUGGCUCAGGGUCAGGAGUAGGCAGUGAACAACAAAUACAUUUGUAUUAAUAAUUCUUAAUAUUUUAAUACUUAAUUUAACACACAAACACAARCAAAGCGUGUGCACACACAUAAACACACRCACACACACAAAUGUCUAACAUUUCGCCAGUUCCCUCAUAUACAAAAUUCUUGUUGCAUUUGCUUUCAUUAACAGCACACAAAUAAAAC
Drosophila arizonae is the source of this 1244-nucleotide messenger RNA. RefSeq names its product chaperonin containing TCP1 subunit 3 (gene CCT3). Gene Ontology annotation, biological process: protein folding. The record is from RefSeq and is a predicted model, not a curated record. Lineage: Eukaryota; Metazoa; Arthropoda; Insecta; Diptera; Drosophilidae. Gene Ontology annotation, molecular function: ATP-dependent protein folding chaperone; ATP binding; ATP hydrolysis activity.